UCGCAGCACUUUUUUGAUAGACAUUAGGCAACACUUAACCCUCUUAGCCGGCAUUCCUGUUGUUUGGCCAAAAAUCAUGCAAAGCGAUUCGGAGGAACAGACUUUCCAACUCCAGGCUCUGGAAAUACGCGAGCCUGACGCCAACUUUGAUCCCAGCAAGCCUCCGGAAACCGGCGAGGAGUACCUGACCCACAUGUUGUACGAAAGAAAGCGCUGUCCGGCGGUAGUGACCAAGCGCUCGUCAAACAUAAGUGACCAGGCAUCUGUCAGCAGCCUGGAUAUGCUGGAGAACCCUGACUUGCCACCCUUCAAAGAUCUGCUGCCGACACCGGAGUGGCGCGAUGUCCAGGUGAAUUGCUUCCAAGCAGCCCGCUCUAAAGUACUGGUCAUUCGCAUGGAGUUGUCCAACCAAAAGUACGACCAGUCGGCUGAACCACCUCUUACCUCGGACAACGACAAGUGGAAGGAGUUCUGCCGCCAAAACGAACCACUGUUGAGCACUCUGCUUCAUCUGACUCAAAAUGAUCUGGAGCACUUGCUGGAAAUGCUAAGCAAGUGGCUGCAGGAACCAUCGCCGCCGGUGGAUCUCUUGCAAGAUGCCUGGCUAGCGCGCUGGCUGUAUGCCACCCUCGUCUGCCUCCACCUGCCAUUGGAGCCGUAUGUGUUCAGCACUAUUCGCUACAUAGCUCGGUCCUGCAUUCAUUUGCGCAACCAACUCAAGGAAGAGGAGGUGCUACGAGCUGCGCCCUACAACCUCCUGUUAACCCUGAUAGUUAAUGUCUUUGGCCAGAACGAUUUUAAGGAAUAUAUUUAAGUGAGAGUUUACUUGAAGAAUAAAACAAAAACGGACUAAUGGUUGCUAAAUGAAUAAGCCAAGACGCUAUAUAUAGCC
Messenger RNA from Drosophila bipectinata, 892 nucleotides. RefSeq names its product Gemin 2 (gene Gem2). Gene Ontology annotation, biological process: spliceosomal snRNP assembly; spliceosomal complex assembly. The record is from RefSeq and is a predicted model, not a curated record. Gene Ontology annotation, cellular component: SMN complex; spliceosomal complex; nucleus. NCBI's taxonomy places the organism in Eukaryota, Metazoa, Arthropoda, Insecta, Diptera, Drosophilidae.